AAAUGUCAUCCAGCAUCAAGCUCUCGUCAGUCAGACGAGUCAGUGGAAGGAUUGAUUUUCAUUCGCUUGAAGAAAUACAAUCGUAAAAAGUCGCGAAAACUCGUCGUUUUGAGCGUAUUUUUAUAGUUAAUAUGUAAUUUAUUGACCCGGAGUGCACUAAAUAGCUUGUAGAUGGAUUAAACUUCGAAGGAAUGUCGAACUAGAGUGGUUUCAAAUUGGGUAAAGUUAGGAAGAGACAGUGUCAAGUUGGUCAGCCAUAUUUGUUUGCGUCAGUAAAAGUAGACAAAAAGGCGAUAAUUUUCCCUGCUGGAAAUAAAGUGAAUUGGUUUAAUUCGUAUUUAAAACUUCGUGCAAGUGUUUCAUUGUGGAAAAAGUUCAUAUUUGUGAACGAAAGUGAAGGAAGCAACUGGAUUACCUGGAUGAGUUCUGAGUUCUAGCCCUUUCUUCGUCAACAGGAUUCUGUGGUUGAGAACCGGCAGAAUCCAACACUGAUCUAUGUGGGAAAAGAUGAAUAUGCGUCCAUUGAAGAGGCCCCGUUUGGGGCCUCCCGACGUUUACCCCCAGGAGGCCAAGCAACGGGAGGACGAACUCACUUCUACCCAUGUCAAACACGGAUUCGCAACGGAACAUAAGCUGUCGGAAGAGUUUGGUACCGCCAGGAAUUGUAAUGUGACUGCAAGCAAGGUCGGAGCGUAUUUUAACGCAAUUUUAGCUCGAAAAGAAGAGCUAAUGACCCUACCAGACUCUGGCCGCAAGAAGCAACAGAUUAAUCCGAAGGACAAUUUUUGGCCCGUGACUGCCCGGAAUAAGGCCACGUUGGAUACGUGGUUCAAAGAUUUGGCGGGAACGAAACCGUUGAGUAGUCUGGCUAAGAAGGCACCGAGCUUCAACAAGAAAGAAGAAAUAUUUGCCAUGCUUUGUGAGAACCAAGUCACUAUGCAAAGAGCAGCUUGGUUCAUUAAGCUCAGCUCCGCAUAUACCGUUGCUGUGUCCGAAGCAAAAAUCAAGAAAAGGCAAAUGCCUGAUCCAGCGACAGAGUGGACUGGUACACUCAUAAAGUUCAUGAAAGAUUUGGUUCCCAAGCUACACGAACACUAUUACCAGGGCCCUGUUCCGGAAAAGACUUCCAGUGGACCUGCCCCGGGAGGAAUGACGCCCAACUCCGGGUUGAACAGCAGCCUUACCAUACCAGCGCCAAUGUCUAGCCCUGCAGGGAGUCUCCAUAGCCCAGCCAGCUCUAGCGUUGGAAGUAACGCGUCGCAAAUGCAGAAUCAACCUCCACCUCCUUCACCCCAAGAGGAACAAAAACUUGCCCAGAAGCAAUGGAACUAUUGCACACAAUUGUGCAAGUAUAUGUACGAAGAAGGAUUGCUUGAUAAGGCAGAGUUCCUCAACUGGGUCUUGGAUUUGCUGGACAAGAUGAAAUCACCGCCAUCGUCUGACGAUGGAAUCCUUAAAAUCUACGUUCCACUGGCAAUGCAGUACCUUUCUGAUUUUGUUCAAUCGGAACGAUUUUCCCGCCGAUUGGCGUAUGCUGUGUGCAAGAAGCUGGCCCAUCUCAUCAACGUCAUGGCAGAAACUCACAACCUGAACAUCAGUAAUCCGGAAACGUUCCAGGCAAAACCGUCCCUGCUGGAGCCGAAGGAUAAAACUAACGAGAAAAUGUCUACCGAAUCGGACAUCAAAACCGAAGACGGUUCCCGUGAAAAUCCAUUCGAUUCCAUUUUCUCGGAAUACAUGUCAUGCUGUCAUCAUCGUGACCUGAUUCUGCAACUGUCGUCGAUCGUUCAGGUCAUUACCCUGGAAUGCCCCACGGCCUUGGUGUGGUGUGGCAUCGGGGAAACUCGAUCCUCAUCGGUACUCGCCGGGAGUCCCCUGGAUCACCUUCCGGUCGCACCGUCCGGUCUCCCAAUGCCGUCACGCUGUGAGAAAUCCAACGAAGAUGUACGGAAGAAGCUUCUGCAAGCGGAGGAAAGCAUCAAGAUACGGUCCCGGCAUGCCGAGUCUCGCUGGUGCAUCGACAAAUGGCAAACGGCUGCCGGGAAUGCCAGUUUGAAGAUACUGACGGUUUUGGAUGCACUGGACGGGCACUGUUUCGAUCGUAUGGAUACGAACAAUUCGCUCGAUACGCUUUAUCAGAAGAUUUUUCCGCCGCUUCAGUUACAGAAAGAAGCCGCUAGUGGUGGUACGAGCGGUUCAGCAAACAACAAGGAAGCGAACAAGUCGUUGGACUAUAAUGCCGACCAGGACGAAUCGAUCGUGAAAAUCCUGUGCGAGUGGGCUGUAUCGUGGCAGCGUUGGGGAGAGCACCGUGCCAUGGCCGUGGCUUGGCUGUUGGAUAAGCGCCAAAACGACGUCUUUACAACGUACGAGAAUGAAAGUGGCAACAAUGCAAAUUCGUCCGACGACAAAGACUCCGUUAUUUCCGGUGGUGGCCCAGGAGGUGGACUGCCCAUUUUCCAGAACAUCUUGAUGAAAUUCUUGGAUAACGAUGCUCCUACGCUGGACGAACAUGGCACUCAGCACAACAAAAGCCAGUUCACCAAUCUGGUGCACUUGUUUAGCGAGUUGAUAAGGCAUGAUGUCUUCUCGCAUGAUGCUUACAUGUGUACGUUGAUUUCGAGAGGUGAUUUGUUGACUGGAUCCGGGAUGUCUGUUCUCGACGUCCAAUCGAAUUGUCCCGGGUUGGUAACUGGGCCGAUUUCGAACAAACCGAACACAUCAUCGCCGAAUGUGAAUCAAAGUAUGGAUGAAGAUGUGAUGCAGAACGACUUCAAAGCAAAACUGGAAGACCUGGACGAUUCGAAUGUCGAUGACGAUUUGGACAAGCUGUUGCAGCACAUCAAGGAAGACCAGCAAAACUCGAUGGAUGCUCCUGAUAGCCCAAAGGAUCCAGAGCAUACCGCACCGCAUGCCAAUACGGUCAGCAACAAAUCCGAAUCCUCCAGUCGACAUUUCCUGUACACGGAGCACUUCCCACUCUGCCAGGAUGAUCCAAUAUCUCAGCAUGAUUGUAACCAGCGUUACAUACUUCUGUACGGAGUAGGCAAAGAACGCGACGAAAAGAAGCAUGCAGUGAAGAAAAUGUCCAAGGAAAUUUGUAAGUUAUUCUCGAAGAAAUUCAGCAUCGAUGUAGCAGAGGGUGGAAAGGUUAAAAAGCAUUCCAGGAAUGAGUUCAACUUUGAGUCGACGUCCAACAAGUGUCAAUCGAUGUCUUAUUUCGACCAACACGUUGUCACCUGGCAAUGCGCUGUGCAAGUCCAAGAAAUGUUGAACAGUUUCGCCUUGGGCAACAGUAACUAUCUGCCAGUUCAGGAGCAUGUUGCAUUUUUGUUUGAUCUGAUGGAAUCGGCGUUCAACAUCUACAGUUUGAUUGAUACGUGCAUUCAAAUCUUGAAGGAGCUCCCGGAAGUGGAGCUGCAACUCAUGAGCAAAAAUUCGGUUCUGACUAAGAACUACACCACAUCGUUGGGUUUGUACGUCGUUGGAGUUCUGAGGCGAUACCACUGUUGCUUAUUACUCUCAUCAGAGCAGACCAUAGCGAUCUUUGAAGGACUUUGCAGAAUCGUCAAGCACGUCACCAAUCCUAGCGAUUGCAGUUCAGCAGAACGAUGCAUCCUGGCAUACCUGUAUGAUCUCUAUUCGGCAUGUGCCUCGCUUAAAACUCGUCCUCAGCAAGAGCAGGCCUUCAAUAAUGCGUAUCCCAAGAUCAAACAAGCCCUUUACACACCAUUGCAACCAUCGCCAUCGGCUCACUUGUACAACCCGCAGUUUAUGGCUGAUGUCAUAAAUUCCCCGAAGCGUGGUGGCAAAAUAGAACAGUCUUGGGCUCGUCUGCUGAACGAAUCACCAUCGAAUCGAUACAGUUUCGUCUGCAAUGCUGUCAUCGCAGUUACAGGGGACAUCGAUAACGACACUCUGAACGAUAUCGCAGCAAUGUGUGCUGAACUGACGGCUUGUUGCAAUGCUCUGAGUACCGAAUGGCUCGGAGUGUUGAUCGCUCUGUGUGGCUCUAGCAAAGACGCAGGAUAUUACGUCGAUGUGGUGAACCAGGUGAAUAUCAAAAACACGAAUAUUCACAACGCUCUGUCGGUUUUUACGAGCAUCCUAGUAGCUAGACAUUGCUUUUCGUUGGAAAAUUUUGUCGCUCACGUCGCACUUCCAGCUUUGGUGCAAGCCUGCAAAGGACGCAGCGAAACAACUGCGGAAAUCGAAGCAGGAGCACGCUUGUCCUGCCAUCUUCUCCUCCGGCUCUUCAAAACCAUUGAAUGCCCCCAGCCAGGACUGUACUCGGUGAGCACUUCGCCCAAUCCGAUAACCAUCACCGGGCACGUUCACAACAUAAAACUCAGCUGUGAUCGACAUCUGUUGGCGGCAGCGCACAAAAACAUCGGAGUUGCUCCGGUGCUAGCUGUGUUGAAAGGGAUUCUGGUGGUAGGCGAUGCUACGGCUCAAAAGGCACAAUCGUCAAUUUUUGGCAGUGAAAGGCGCAGUGGACUCAACACGCCGGUUCAUCCGGGAAGUACUCCAAAGCAUGCGGGAGAUUUGAGCCACAUUCUGGGAACGAGCGACCUCUCAGUGCUGGGCAACACGGACGAGUCGAUGCUGGAUCUCACGCAAAACAACACUAACCAGGAAACUACCACCAGUUUGUCCGAUUUCGCGCAGCACGUACUGCGUCAAAUAUGCUCCCAGGAGUGGGUAUUAGAGCGGUGUCUCCAGAAUGCCGAAGAGCUCUGCCAACCUGGAAUGUUGAUCGACAAUAUGUUGACCGCCAAGCAAGCCCAAAGGCUGCUGCACAUGAUCUGCUAUCCGGAGAAUGAAUCGAAUCUGAUUGCCGAAAUGGACCAGAAGGCAAUCAUUGUGAGGAUCCUGGAAAACCUCGAACAAUGGUCGUUGAGAAUCUCGUGGCUGGAUCUACAGCUGAUGUUCAAACAAACCAACUGUAGCUCUCCGGAGCUAUCCAACUGGCUAGAUUUGGUGGCCAGAGCGGCCAUCGAUGUGUUCCAAGUGUACGAGUGUAACCUGAUCGGAUCACAAACGCAAAACACAGCCAGUUCGAAAACUAAGCCCUCGAUUUGGCUGGUAGCUCCGUUGGUCGCCAAGCUUCCCAGUGCCGUGCAGGGAAGGAUUUUGAAGGUGGCAGGUCAGGUGCUGGAGAGCACUAACAUGUUUAGUAAAUCGAAAGAAAGUGGAUCCGGGAACAAUAGUGGUCUGAAUAAUCAGGAUGGGAACAGCAACAGCUCCAUCAGCUCCAACGGAAGCGUCAUAGCUGCGAAGCAAAGCUUACAGCUGAAUCAUCAACCAUUUUUGGGACUGGUUCUAACGUGUCUGAAGGGGCAAGAUGAACAGAAGGAAGGACUAUUGCAAAGUCUGUACACUCAGUUGUCGCAGUUUGUGCAAAAUCGUGAGAUUGAGUUGGUUGGAGGAAUCGAGGAUCCCUAUGGUUUUGAAAAGAUGUUGGAUGCUUUACAAUUGCGAUAUUCGCUAGUUGGAGGUUUGUUCGAUUCAAUUCAGAAGAAUUCAACAUCUACCAGUGACUGGGCAAUACUCUUUUCUCAACUAAUUAGCCAGGGUGUAAUCGACUUGAGUAACAAUUCAGAACUAUUCACCACAACCUUAGACAUGCUGGCCACCCUUAUCCAUUCCACGCUGAUGUCCGACAGCCAAUCCGAACGAGAUGAAACCAAGAAGCAGUAUACCAAUUUGAUGAAAAAAUUACGCAAAGAAUUGGGCGACAAGAAUAAUCCAUCCAUCAAAUACGUUCGGCAGUUGCUUCCCAUUGCCAAGCAAACGUGCGAAGUGAUUGCCUGCGAGCCAGCUGGAAGCUCGAUUGACGCGAAGGGGAAUAAGAUUAGCAUCGACAGUAUUGAAAAGAAACAUGGACUGAGAUUAGCCGAUAAGCAGCGAGUGAGUGUUUGGGAUUUACUGGAAGGUCAUAAAAACCCGGCUCCGCUAUCUUGGGCUUGGUUUGGCGCUGUUAAAAUCGAACGAAAACCUCUGGCGUACGAAGAGACCCACAGACUGUUGAAGUACCACACCCACAGCCUUGUGAAGCCAAGCAGUUAUUUCUACGAGCCAUUGCCGCUACCACCGGAGGAGCUGGAACCCUUACCGGACAAAAUCAAGGAUGAUAUGAAGGCGGACACACCAACCUCCGACCAAUCUCCAAAUCCUUCCGGCAAGAAGGGAAAAUCUCAAACCCGAAAGCGAAAGCAAAAGGGAGCAACUACGCCACAAAAUCAAACGCAACCUGGGCAAGGCCAAGUCCUGCCCGGUCAACCACAGAUUGGGCAUCAAACAGGAAUGGCUCCCGGCCAGCAACAACCAGGGCAUGGACCUCCGCAACAGCAACAGCAGCAGCAACAACAAAUUGGAAUGACUCCCCAGCAAACAAUGCAACAGCUCCAGAAUGCAAAUAUCAAUCAAAUGCAAAUGGGCAACAUGAACAUGAACCAGAUGAAUCCUCAGCACAUGCAACAACAAUAUCAGCAGCCCACGCAGAACCAGAUGAUGGUCCAGCAGAUGGCUCAGCAGCAAGGCGUAGGACCGGGAGGAGUUCAUACCGGUGCAAUGGGUGGAAUGAUGGGACAGCAACAGCAAUCGGUUUCCAAUCAAAUGGGAUUCGUUGGUACCGGUACUGGAGGUGUAAACCCAAUGGCAAACCAAAUUGGAAACCAAAACGUCGCAGGCAGCAAUCAACCAUGGGCAGGUUACUCUUCCAUGCAGCAACAAACACCUCAACAACAGCAGCAGCAAAUGUUCUACAACCAGAACCUAGGCCAACCGACGAUGAACAGGUUUGACCGACCUCAACUCAAUACCAAUCCCAAACAGAUGUUAUCGAACAUGUUACGAGCACGAGGAGUGAGCCCAGGAGCUGCUGGUUUCAUGCAACAGGCUCAGCGUAAUCCUCAACAGCCUUUUAUGCGUGGGCCAAUCCGUCCUGGAAUGCCAAAUCAAAUGGUCGGCUCUGGAAUCAACGCUGCAGCUGGUGGAACAAUGAUGGGAUCUGGCGGAAGCAUGAUCCAGACGAAUCUCAUAGCUCAACAAGGAUCGGGAAUGGUCAAUCAAGGAUUGGGUAAUACUGGAAUGAGUGGAAACGCAUUGAUUGGCCAAGCCGCUGGUAACUCGAACGCUAGUGGAAUGGGAAAUGCUGGAAUCAUGGGAAUGCAAAACAUCCAGCAGUCCAACAACAUCAAUGCCGGUAUGGUGAAUCAAGGGAUGAACCCUGGCAUGGGAAACCCUGGAAUGCUAGGACAAGGACAAGGCGCUACAAACACCGGUUCACUAAACAACCCGAAUAUGAUGGGAAUGCAGAACAUGCCCCAGGGAGGAAUGCAGAGUGGAAUGUUCCAAGGUCAAGGCGGUCCUUACCAAAACAUGAAUCAAAACUAUCCCAACUACGGAAAUCAGGGUCUUGCACAGCAAGGUGCCCAAACGAUGAUGAACAGUUUUAAUCAAAUGGGCCAACAAAGGACCUCUCAGCAGGAAUAUAUGGCACAACAGAGGGCUCUGGCAGCGCGGGGUGGCCAAUAUGGACAGCAUGCACCUAAUGUCACCAUGAACAAUAUGGUCAAUCAGGGAACGGUUCCGCCAUAUCCACGGCCCGGCAAUACCGGCACAGCUGCAGCACAGAACCAGCAACUUCAACAACAGCAGCAACGGUUCCGACAGCAGAUGUUGAUUCAACAGCAACAAGGUUUGGCCCAGCAAGGGAACAAUCAAGGAAUGGUACAAAAUCAAGGCCAAGGUAUGAACCAACAGCAGACGCCCAACUUGGUCGCUCAGCUGCAACGUCAAAUGCCCAACCAGGGCAAUAUGAUGGGCCAGCAGUAUCCACACCAGCAGCCGCCUCCAUACUAGAUCUACGAAUCCGUACAUCAAAUUGAUCAAGGGCAAAUUAUACACUAUAUUUAAUCGAGAAAAAUGAAAUGAAAAUAUAUCUAUUAUCGUAUA
Aedes aegypti (yellow fever mosquito) is the source of this 7959-nucleotide messenger RNA. RefSeq names its product mediator of RNA polymerase II transcription subunit 12 (gene kto). The transcript has 8 exons. Gene Ontology annotation, molecular function: transcription coactivator activity. Lineage: Eukaryota; Metazoa; Arthropoda; Insecta; Diptera; Culicidae. Gene Ontology annotation, cellular component: mediator complex. Bases 496 to 7866 code for a protein of 2456 amino acids. The record is from RefSeq and is a predicted model, not a curated record. Gene Ontology annotation, biological process: regulation of transcription by RNA polymerase II.